Molecule: messenger RNA, 1414 nt
Organism: Eruca vesicaria subsp. sativa (arugula)
Lineage: Eukaryota; Viridiplantae; Streptophyta; Magnoliopsida; Brassicales; Brassicaceae
Source: the annotation of a GenBank genome assembly
AUGUGCAUCGGCACAACUCCAGGUACAAUGCAAAACGGUGGUGUUCUUGAUAAUAACAAUGUUGAUAAUAAGAACAAAGGGAAGGCUAUACAAUUGGGAUCCGUUUCUGAAGAUAAUCACUUAGAGGAAUCUGCUAGUGAUGGUUAUGACACAACGAACAACAACGAUGAGUCUGAUCCUGGAUCCUCACCACUAUCAGAUAGUUUACUAGACCCUGACUCUUUGGUCUACGAAGACGAUUCUGAUCAUUAUGGCUAUGAGAUGGAGGAGGAGGAGGAGGAAGAGGAGGCUGAUGAUUACGUCUCCGAGUAUCAAGCCCUUUUUGAUGCCAAGGAGAAGGAGCUCCCAGCUGGUGUGGAGGUGACAAUGGAUUGGCUUCCAAAUUCUAAAUCAAGUGGAAGCAGCAAGUCUUCACGUGAAGAGCACGGUAUUAAACAAGAAGCUACUACCAGCAGCAGCUCCAAGAAACCAAAAAUAAUAAGUGGAACCCAUUCUCAACAUUCAGAUACACCAUGGAAGGCUUUACCACACAACGCUAAAGGAGUCACACCGAACUCUGCUUACGCUUUGCCACAGAAUCAGUUUGACCCUGAGUCUCCUUUUCCAGCUCUAGCUUCUUCUAGUGCGCUGCUUCUCACACAAAACAAGCCAAAAGGUUUUUAUAAUGCUCGGCCUGGAGUGCAAGAGGUUAUUUCAGCUUCAGAUGCUUCCAGAGUUAAGAGAAAUAUGGAUUAUCUUGGCAAGUAUGUGUUUUUCAAAAGAUUUGACAUCGUCGAAGAUUUGGUGGACCACCAGUAUGCUUCCAAAGGAACAGCUUCACAAACGCAUUCAAAGGAAUGGGCUAAAAGGAUCCAAGAAGAGUGGAGGGUUCUUGAAAAUGACUUGCCAGAGACGAUAUUUGUGAGAGCUUAUGAGUCUAGGAUGGAUCUUUUGAGGGCUGUGAUUAUCGGAGCCGAUGGAACUCCUUACCAUGACGGUCUCUUCUUUUUCGAUAUCUUCUUUCCGGAUACAUACCCUUCUGUACCACCAUAUUUUGAAGACUUCUCGUAUGGGCAUUUCUUCAGCUGUGCUCAUGACGUGUUGAAGGCGUGUGAUGCUUAUAAAAACGGAGCUCCAGUGGCAUCUUUGGUGAGGGGAAAGGUUAAAGAGGGGGAAGAGAGUAAAGAGAAAUGUUCUGAGAAGUUUAGGACAGAUGUGGCUACCUUUGUGGACACGCUUUUGUUGAAGGAGUUCAUUCUUUUAGGCGUUCUUGGUCUCGAACCAGAAGAAGAAGACAAUCUCUCAGAGACUAAGGUUGCAGAGAGCAGCAGAAGUAAAAGACCAAAGAGAGGCAGAGUUUCUUCAAAUUGAGCUUCAUUGCUUCUUUUUAUUCUUCUUAAGAACCAGAACAUAGGACUUCGUUCAUACCUUUUUU